AAUUUCCAACUCAUUUCAUUUCUUAUGCUUUUGAGUUUUGACUCUCGUCCUUGAUCUAUUUCAACUGCUGGAGAGAAACGAAACGAUUCUCCUCUCCUUUCAUCUUCCUUCCUCUGCUCUCAUAAAACAACCUGGCAUUGCCUGUAGAUGGAGUCGGAAGAUCUGAUUCUUGCUACGGUAGCUCGAAAAAUUGACUAGUAGGAAAAGAAACAUAGAAACAUCCAGCUUAAUAGCCAUAUUUUUCGAUAUAUCCGGGAUCGUGUUAUAUCGGAACAUAAUGCCCAAGUCCUCCCAUUUCAAUGAAUCCCCGCCAACUCCAGGCAAGUUCAAGAUGGAGAAGUCCUCCUACGCUCACCGGCUCCGGUCCCGCUCCUCCAUCGGGAAGAUCGUGCUCUGGUCCCUCCUCGCCCUUGGCCUGAUCCUCCUCGUCUUCAUGCGGUCCCAGUCCCUCCGCCAGCCCGGGUUCAACCCCACAGGCCACUACUUCAGCAGCAGCUACAAGUGGGGCGGAUCCUCCUGGGAGAAGCAGGUCCGCUCCUCGGCCAAGGUCGGGUCCCGUAACGGGAUGACUGUGCUCGUGACAGGGGCUGCCGGGUUCGUCGGGAUUCACGCGUCCUCCGCCCUCAAGCGCCGGGGAGAUGGGGUCGUGGGCCUUGACAACUUCAACAAUUACUACGACCCGUCCCUCAAGCGAGCCCGUCAGGCCCUCCUCGAGAAGGCCGGGGUCUUCAUCGUGGAGGGAGACAUCAACGAUGAGGCCCUCUUGAGGAAGCUCUUCGAGCUGGUGCCUUUCACCCACGUGAUGCAUUUAGCGGCCCAAGCUGGCGUUCGGUACGCUAUGGAGAACCCGAGCUCUUACGUCCACAGUAAUAUUGCCGGUUUCGUUAGCCUCCUUGAGGUCUGCAAGUCAGUAAACCCACAACCUUCUAUUGUGUGGGCAUCCUCUAGCUCUGUCUACGGACUCAACUCGAAAGUGCCCUUCUCCGAAAAGGACCGAACCGAUCAACCAGCCAGCUUGUAUGCAGCCACCAAGAAGGCUGGGGAGGAGAUCGCCCACACUUACAACCACAUCUACGGGCUCUCACUCACGGGGCUGCGGUUCUUCACCGUCUACGGGCCCUGGGGUAGGCCCGACAUGGCCUACUUCUUCUUCACAAGGGACAUCCUCAAGGGCAAGGCGAUUCCGAUCUUCGAGGGAGCAAAUCAUGGCACAGUUGCAAGGGACUUUACUUUCAUCGAUGACAUCGUGAGGGGAUGUUUAGCGUCUCUGGACACAUCAGAGAAGAGCACGGGAAGCGGCGGUAAGAAGAAGGGACCUGCACAAUUGCGGGUCUACAAUCUCGGGAACACCUCCCCCGUGCCAGUGGGUGAUCUGGUCAGCAUAUUGGAGAGGCUAUUGAAAGUCAAGGCGAACAGAAAGAUAAUGACGCUUCCUCGGAACGGCGAUGUCCAGUUCACGCACGCGAACAUUAGCCUGGCCCAUAAAGAGCUCGGGUACAUGCCCACGACCGAUCUGCAGACGGGGCUGAAGAAGUUUGUGUCGUGGUACCUGAGAUUCUAUGCCAGCGGGAAGAAGAGCGGCAGCUGAUACUAUCCUGGUAAUUCGAGCCGAGGCUUUGUUCAUCAGUUCGCUUGAGAAUCUUAUCCAUUUGUGGUACUUGUGAUUGUUGGUGAGUAUUAACACGAUGGCUUACGCCUCAAGGAAGCACUUUAAGCAUAAGUGUUGCGGCGACUCGGGCAAUGUUUUCCAAGCGGUUUCCGAACCUGAAGGAUUUGUUUGGUGCAGUCUCAGCAAUGUGGAAGAGUUAAAUAGUAAUCAGCGGCAGAUUGAUCACAAUGUAAUUUCAACAAACAAGAAAACUAUCUAUCAUUAGAUUCUAUAGUUGCUUUUGAUUUUCAAGUUGCAGAAAUUCUCUUGGAUGUUUUAGGGCUUGAAAUUGUAAAGAGCUUCCAACGUUUGACUGCAUGCUUAAAAGGAUUCUCUUGGCUUUGCGAUUA
Messenger RNA from Punica granatum (pomegranate), 1998 nucleotides. The record is from RefSeq and is a predicted model, not a curated record. NCBI's taxonomy places the organism in Eukaryota, Viridiplantae, Streptophyta, Magnoliopsida, Myrtales, Lythraceae.